AUGGGAGUGAGAUGCUUCGACAACCUUAAACUAAAAAUGAAGUUUCUAAACAUCCACACAAACUUCAGUCAUGUGCUAUUUGGGCUCCAAAAGGAGAUUGUAUGUCGUACAGCCAUGCCUGCUGAUAUUGUGUUCCUGGUGGAUGAUUCCUGGUCAGUGGGUCCGACCAGCUUCCAGCAGAUCAAAGAGUUCAUAGCGGACAUCAUCCGAGCCUUCCAGGGAAGUGUGGUUGGACAGGAAGGCAUUCGCUUUGGAGUGACUGUCUAUUCAGACUUGUCCAGGAUGCGUAUAGCUCUGACGGAUUAUUCGACUCUGGAGGAAGUGCUGAGAGCAGUGGAGGAUGUGCCAUAUGAGGGAGGCAACAGCCGCACCGGCUUGGCAUUGGAAUUCCUUGUCGAGUCUGUGUUCAGUCCUUCUAUCAUCAGAGACAACGCCCCAAAG
Sinocyclocheilus anshuiensis is the source of this 441-nucleotide messenger RNA. RefSeq names its product collagen alpha-1(XXI) chain-like. NCBI's taxonomy places the organism in Eukaryota, Metazoa, Chordata, Actinopteri, Cypriniformes, Cyprinidae. The transcript is spliced from 3 exons. The annotation marks the transcript as partial. The record is from RefSeq and is a predicted model, not a curated record.